GCUGCGCUGAAUUGUUAUUUUUGGGGGGGUUUCUCUCUCUCUUUCUGUUUUAUUUUUUUUUACUUUUGCCCUUUUGUUUUUAUUACAGGAAAAUCAUCAUGUCGGUGGCUUUCGCAGCUCACAGGCAGCGUGGAAAGAAUGAUAUCACGCCGGCGGCCAUCCAGAAGUUACUGGAUGAGAACAAUCAUCUUAUUCAGUGCAUCAUGGACUUCCAGAGCAAAGGAAAAACAGCAGAAUGCUCACAGUAUCAGCAGAUGUUGCACAGAAAUUUAGUCUACCUGGCCACAAUAGCAGACUCAAAUCAGAAUAUGCAGUCUCUUCUGCCUGCUAGGUCUGAAACACCCACCACAGAGGUAAAGCAUGAACCCCCCUCACAGAGUAUGCCCAUGGGCCCAGGGGGCAUGAAUCAGAGUGGCGCUGCCCAGCCCCCGCAUGGCCACAGCAUGCCCUCAGAAGGGAUGGUUGGCAGUGGGCCUCCUGCCUCUCACAUGCAGAACCAGAUGAAUGGACAGAUGCCUGGGCCAAAUCACAUGGCCAUGCAAGCACCUGGACCCAGCCAGCCCAGCAUGGCCAACAGCUCAAUAAACAUGCCGCCCACCAGCCACGGAUCCAUGGGGGGCUACAACCACACAGUUCCUUCCUCACAGAGCAUGGCCGUGCAAAGCCAGAUGAGCAUGAAUCCGGGACAGCCGAUGGGUAAUUAUGGCCCUCGACCCAACAUGAACAUGCAGCCUAGCCAAGGCCCCAUAAUGCACCAGCAGCCGCCCUCACAACAGUAUAACAUAGCUCAGGGAGGGGCACAGCACUAUCAGGGCCAGCAGAACCCCAUGACCAUGAUGGGCCAAGGAAACCAUGUCAUGGGACAGAGACCCAUGCCUCCAUACAGACCACCUCAGCAAGGACCACCUCAGCAGUAUGCCGGUCAAGAGGAUUAUUAUGGGGAGCAGUACAGUCAUGGUGGACAAGGAGCUCCAGAAGGUCAUAAUGAUUACGGUUAUCAGCAACCAUCGUAUCCUGAACAAGGCUACGAUAGGCCUUAUGAGGAUUCCUCACAACAUUACUACGAAGGAGGUAAUUCACAAUACGGUCAGCAGCAGGAUGCCUAUCAGCAAGGACCACCACAGCAGCAAGGCUACCCGCCUCAGCAACAGCAGUAUCCAGGGCAACAGGGAUACCCAGGGCAACAGCAAGGCUAUGGUCCCUCUCAGACUGCCCCGGGGCAGUACCCCAAUUACACCCAGGGGCAGGGGCAGCAGUAUGGGGGUUACAGGGCUCCACAGCCCGGCCCCCCUCAGCCACAGCAGCAGCGCACCUAUGGUUAUGAUCAGGCUCUCAUGAGGAAAUAAGGACCGGUUAUUUGAACCCCUGACUAUAUCUUUAAGACAUGAAGGGUCAAUAUGGGAAUUACCAGCAGUGAAGUACAAAAGUUACAUUCCAUGUGCAAGGUCUCCUAGCAGCCACGUUCUGCCCUCAGGACUGGAAUUAUUUCAGUAAUGAGAAUCACUAAUUUGCCCUUUUAUGUUUUGUAUCUGCAUAAUGGAUGCUGCUGUUUGAGUCUUCGUCUGACAAAAUAAUAAAGAGAUGGCUUUGUGCAUUUAUCAAGCCUUCUGUUUUCAACAUGCUGCCUACAGAUGGGGGUGCUGUACACAAAAAAGUGGAAUGGUUUUUUUAAAAUGAGAAACAAUCCCAGUCUGCAGGGAUUGCAGAUCAUUCUGUGUUUACCCCCCCUGGAGGGAAACCGAGUUAGUGAGCUCAUUGUAACGUUCAUUCAAGAUCUGUAACGUGAAUUUCAAAACUAAAUCUCACCAUGUCACUUUGGAAAAUCUACAGUAUUUGAACAUGUUAUGCUCAUAGCAGUGAUGCCUUAAAUUUAGUGCAGCUGUGAAUUUAGCAGAUAUGUCAAGACUUUGUCCCAAAGACCCUUUGCCUUAUAACUUACACUUGACGUAGUCAAUCAUUGGCAAAAAUUUGUUUUUGGAAAUUAUUUUUUGAGAAGUUCAAAAGUAUAUUCAGUUGCUCAGUCAUGACCCUUCUAGUGCUAAUUAUUUUAUAAAGCAAUAAUGAUAAAGUUGUGGGCUGGUGAGAGAGUGGAUCACCUUACAACAUGGAGCAACUACAUUUUGAAAGGUGAUCUAUUUUUAUUAAGGUCAAAAUAUUAACUGAUGUACAGAUUGUAUUUUAUGCUUUUAAGUAGAACAACUGAAUUUGUAUAGUGCUUUGAAUAUUAGUAUAGAAGAUUUUGUGUCUGUUUCUUACUGAGAAUGGUACCAUAAAGACAGGCUUUUUAGUUGGUUGUUUGGGAUGGGAGAGAGUUUGAAAUGUAUUGUAUUCCUUGCCAUUUUUAUUUUCUGUAUUCAUAAGCUAUAACCUUAACAUUGCACCAGCUUGUAUAUCAUUAGUUUGUACCCUGUACUGUUCUGCAAAAAUGAAUCCUUUUAUGUUUCCCAAAUUGUCCCACUAUUCCAUCUCUAUAAUAUAUAUAUAUAUUAGUCCACGGGAAAAAAUAACCAAACUUUGGAAGUUAAAGUAAACGUUUCUAGUGUGGUUAAAUUGUGACAAAGAUGCAAAAGAGCUAAUACUGUCUCCUGAACAAGAUCUGUCAUACCUGUUUUCUCAAGAGUGCCAGGGCUUGAUCUGAGAAUGUUUAGCAAUUGCAGCUCAAUCAGUACAAGUCUUUAUGGGUACUGUACUCUUGUGCCUGGAGAUCGUGGGCACCUGAGGGCCUUUUUCACAGCAGAACUCUGGAGGAUGUUUCAGGGUCCUCCUGUAAAAAUGUUCAGACACACUCUCUAUUGCUGAAGCAGGGAGAAAUAGCUUCUUCUCUUCUUUUCUUCAGUGAAACGUUGGAAAAUUGAAGUUCUGAUAUCAACAUAUUGAAAGUCAGUCUCAUUAUAAUAGGGGCGAAAAACAAAAAUAAACAGAAUAAAACAAUUUCCGCUUGUGCCGGAGAGCCGCUGGUGUCCUUUACGAUUACCUCUGUAAGUGUUAUUCUGAGGCCACGGUACAGCAUGUUAAGCCAGUCUGUAAGGAGGGAAAACAGGAGGGGAAUGUAAAGCAGGAGGAUGUUUGUAAAAUAUUAAAAUAAAAGGUUAAAUACAUUUCAUUAUGUUUGUAAAAUUCAGAAAAAAAAACAGAUUUUGAAAAAUAUAUGCAGUCCUUCUUUACUCAAGACCUUUAUGAUAAUUUUACUGCUCUUUUGGGAGGGAUGGAAUCCUUUACUCUGAACUAUGUGCAGUUUGGUAAACUGUAUUACUGUGUAUGCAGGACUGCCAGCUCUUGUAGGUGCCAUGCCAGCCACAGCCACAACCACAGCCACUGUGUGUUCAUUAUUGCAGUACAAUGUAAAGCUGUAUUUCACUGGACUUCAGCAAAAAAUAAAUUAUUGUGGUUUUCAUAUUG
Lepisosteus oculatus (spotted gar) is the source of this 3399-nucleotide messenger RNA. RefSeq names its product SS18 subunit of BAF chromatin remodeling complex (gene ss18). Gene Ontology annotation, molecular function: transcription coactivator activity. The record is from RefSeq and is a predicted model, not a curated record. NCBI's taxonomy places the organism in Eukaryota, Metazoa, Chordata, Actinopteri, Semionotiformes, Lepisosteidae.